CAUUUGUCUGUGAAUGCAGAACAAAUGUCACGCAUAGGAAGACAAUCUGUACCACAUCCGCCUGUCAGAGCACCUCCUCUACUGAUCAAAACAGCAUUGCUUUUAGGCUAUUUGAUUGGAUAUUUCCCUUUUUUCAGGCGUGAUCUCAUUUCCUGUACAGUGACAAGCUAUAUUUAUUUAUUUAUGUAUCUGCUCGGGCUAGAAAUGUAAGCGACUGGCUUGUUACUGUAUAUAACAUAAGAGCUGGAUCACUGGAGACAGACGGAGUGUUUAUGCAGCUGUCAACUCGCGCCACUGCACGAAAUGGUUUGCAGAACGUACAUAAGCGUUAUUCUUUGAUAAAAAAGCGGCCUGGUUUUGAUGUAGCCCAGACCUACAAGAACUCUGCAGAACUGCCUCUCGUGGACGUUUGAAGACCUGUGGUUGAACUUCUCCUGACUGACAGGAUGUCCAUCACGGACCAUAGCCCCACCACCGGGGUCGUCACAAUUAUUGUAAUACUCAUUGCCAUUGCCGCACUGGGGGCUUUAAUUCUCGGUUGUUGGUGCUACUUGCGGCUGCAGCGCAUCAGUCAGUCUGAAGACGAGGAAAGCAUUGUCGGUGAAGGUGAAACCAAGGAGCCCUUCUUGCUGGUCCAGUAUUCGGCCAAAGGCCCGCGGGUGGAGCACAAGACCAAGCUCACCCCUAACGGCACCGAGAGCCACACCUAAGUCCUCUCAUCUCCCUUCACAAUGCAUACCGUGUCGUGUUUGCAGACUCUGUCAGUCUUAAAGAAUUUUAAACCUUACAGUGUCAAUCAACACUGAAAUGAACAGAGACAAACCUAGUGCAUGCAGUUGUCUAGUUGCUUUGACUUGAUUUUUUUCCCCCGCCCAUUUUGUGGUAGAGCCCUGUUAUAAUGUGAAAUCGACGACUGUGUGCGUUUUGUGCAAUGCUGUUUGUAAAGCCGUAACUGCGUUCUGAAGCGAAAUCAAAAUGAUUCUGAUUUCUUUGGUGGUGUUUUUACUUUAUUUUUUUCAUCCAGAGCUGGCUCUUGGAUUAAGAAAUUUGACAUGAAUUUUAAUGGACCGAUUUCAAAACCAUGUCAAAGUUUUAGAUAGUUUUGAAGCUUUCAUCCAGUUCAUUCCAUUUACUUUUAAAAAUAAAUGUUGUUUAUGGGCAACUAUGG
Messenger RNA from Sinocyclocheilus rhinocerous, 1168 nucleotides. Its product is annotated as stannin. The record is from RefSeq and is a predicted model, not a curated record. Gene Ontology annotation, cellular component: mitochondrial outer membrane. The transcript has 2 exons. NCBI's taxonomy places the organism in Eukaryota, Metazoa, Chordata, Actinopteri, Cypriniformes, Cyprinidae. The coding region runs from base 447 to 710 and encodes 87 amino acids.